AUGAUAAAACCUUUACCGAUUAAACCUUCUCCGGUCAACAACAAUUCUCAUUCAAAUAACCAUUGUUCAAUAGUUAGAACUUCAAAGAAUUGGGUUCUGCCUCCAAGACCAAAACCAGGAAGAAAAUCAUGUUCUUCUGCAAGUACAAGUUCAAGUUCAAAUGCAUCUUCAACUUCACAUGUAGUUACCGCUUCAAAACGUAACAACAGUUGUAGUAACCCUUCAAGCAGUACAAAACACCACUCAAAGAUCGUUAAACGUUCAAACUCUUCUUCUCCUGUCCACCACCACCAUCAUAAUACUACAAAUUAUGAUGAUUGUACAAAUAUUUUUUUGAAGUUUGAAGAAGAAGAUGCCGUCACAAAAUUUUUCAUUAAACCCGAUUUGGACACUUUGAAAUCAAUCGAUUUCUCUUCUACUUCAACUUCAACUUCAAAUUCUGAUUCAACUUCUGCUCUAAGUGCAAACUCAAGUGAUGACGUAAUCUCUUCGAAGCCAUUGGAUUCAACCAUCUCUGUAGAUAUUCACGACGUUUCGUCAUCCUCCGAAACUCCAAAUUCUCUAUUUUCUUCAGAUCAUUAUACCUUAUCAAAUGCUGACUCUUUGGAUAAUGAUGUUGUAACCUCAAUGAAAAAUUGUGAUUCCAUAAACUCUUCAAUAACUUUACCUUCGUCAAUUGGAGAUGAUGAAAUAUCUACAAAGACCAACAAACAGAACUAUUCAUUUGCUAAUGAGUUCUUCGAUGAUAUCCCUCCAUUGAACAUAAAUUUAAAUUUUAACGACAAUGAUAUAUCAUUUAAUCCAUUGGCAACUACCUUUGAUUCCGAUUACAUAUCACCAACUCUAGAAGAGUUGAUGGAUGAACAAGACAGAAACGUUCCUCUAUGUUAG
Messenger RNA from Vanderwaltozyma polyspora DSM 70294, 891 nucleotides. Its product is annotated as transcription factor HAP4. The transcript has a single exon. The coding region runs from base 1 to 891 and encodes 296 amino acids. Gene Ontology annotation, biological process: regulation of DNA-templated transcription. Gene Ontology annotation, cellular component: nucleus. Lineage: Eukaryota; Fungi; Ascomycota; Saccharomycetes; Saccharomycetales; Saccharomycetaceae. The record is from RefSeq and is a predicted model, not a curated record.